This is a messenger RNA of Manihot esculenta (cassava), 1723 nucleotides long. Its product is annotated as WRKY transcription factor WRKY24. The record is from RefSeq and is a predicted model, not a curated record. The transcript has 5 exons. Gene Ontology annotation, molecular function: sequence-specific DNA binding; DNA-binding transcription factor activity. Lineage: Eukaryota; Viridiplantae; Streptophyta; Magnoliopsida; Malpighiales; Euphorbiaceae. Gene Ontology annotation, biological process: regulation of DNA-templated transcription. The coding region runs from base 253 to 1614 and encodes 453 amino acids.
AAUUAGCACUCAAAUGCUACAAAAAUGGUCAACAAUAGUCAAAAAGAAAGAGCGAAGGUCUCUCUGCCUUGGCUGUCAUAGCUUCUCCUUCCUUCUCACUUCUUCUCGCCAUAACCGAACAGCGCAUGCACACUGAUUUGAAUAGCGUCAAGAACGCUUCUUUCCAAAAUCCCAUCUCCUUUUUCUCUCAUCUAUCUAUCUAGAACUCUCUGUCUUCAUCUCCUCCCUUUCUUUUUUUCCUCUUCUCUCUCCAUGGCCGACUCUGGAGCCAAGAGGGAAUCACGUACCCUGUACUCGAAUGCCUCCGUUUCUGAUUGCCCCUCCUUCUCCAAUCUCCGCCAAAGCGUUUUGGCUACUCAUUCUUCCACUUCUCGAUUUCAGGGGCAACAUGAGACAUCUCAACGAGAUAAUGGGGUGCGCAAAAAGCCUAAAGUGGAUGGAGCAAAGUUGGAACUUCAGGCUGAAUAUGCAAAUCCCUCUAUCAGUAUAUCACCUCUUGCUUCAGCUGCAUCAUUUCUGCCACAUUCCGAGCCUGGAAUCCCAACUUCUGGGCUAAUUUUAGACCAUCAAAAUGCUGACUGUAAUGCCUGUCUUUCCCAUAUUGUUAAGGAGACACCUGCCAGUGAUGGGUAUAGCUGGAGGAAGUAUGGCCAAAAGCAGGUGAAGAAUUCUAAUAGUUCCCGAAGCUACUACAAGUGUGCUCAUUCUGAUUGCCAUGCGAAGAAGAAGGUUCAACGCUGUGAUCAUCACAGUCAUAUUAUUGAUAUUGUUUAUAUAGGUGAUCAUAAUCACGAUCUUUCUCAAAAUAAAUGCAAUGUGUCAAGAGUUUCUGCAGCGUCCUCUAAGCUUGCUGCAGGCAGGCGUUUUGUUGAUUCAAUUCAGAAGGUAGAUGGUGCGGAUAUGUCUAUCUGCCAGGAAGACCCGAAGCAGGCAUCAGUGCAUAUUGCUGAAUCUGAGCAGAGUUCAAGUAGUUCUUACGGCGAUAUUAGGAUUAAGGUUGAGGAGCAUAAUGGUAAUGGGAUGGACUCGAAAAGAUUUGUGGCAGAACACCAGAAAAAUAGCUCUUGUGGGAUUGCAGAUGCUGAGGUCCUGGAGAAGCUUGGUGCUGAACCAAUGCUGAAGAAAAGGAGUGUGUAUUCAGCUCUUCUCUUGGAAGCUAAUAAGGAGAUUAAGCUUGUUGUGCAUGCUACUGCUGAUAGGGGCAUCUCAACUGAUGGUUAUCGAUGGCGCAAGUAUGGCCAGAAAAUGGUGAAGGGGAAUUCUCACUUGAGGAGUUAUUACAGAUGCACAUCUACAGGAUGCCCUGCUCGCAAGCAUGUCGAGAGGGCCACAGACAAUGCUGCAACUGCUACAAUAACAUACGAAGGGAAACAUGAUCAUGACAUGCCAGUACUCAAGAAACAGAAAGGUCCAGAAAGUCUUGGUCGGAUUUCGUCUGCUGCUACAUUGAAUGGUGCUGACUGCAAGAAAACAAAAAGUUUAUCUAGUCAAAGGAUUUCAGCAGAAUGGUCAGGAGAUUUGAUGGAUGAAAAGGUCUUGGAGCUUGGAGGUGAAAAGGCACUAGAGUCAGCUCGAACACUUCUCAGCAUUGGAAUUGAACUCGAGCAUUGUUGAGAAACAAGUAGUGUUGAUUGAUGCAAAAAAUUUCUUAUAUGUGCAAUCUUUGGUGGAGAUUAUGCACUGUUGAUUUGAGUUUAAUGAAGUUUUGGCAAUUUUACUUUUA